CAGCAAAAGGAAUAAUCAAUUUGAAAAACUCCGAUGUGGAUCACAAGUUACAGUUUUUAGGUAUAUCUAGUAAAUCAUUGAAAUUAUUCAUCGAACAAUAUAUUUCUGAGAUUUCAAAGGUAAGCACAAAGACUUAUGAUGAGUUCAUUGACAUUAUGGUAUCAGAACAAAUUGAGCAGAUAGAGAAAAGGCCAUUUCUAUUGCAACAAUUACUGUGGUUGUAUUGUAAUGAUGAGGACUUAGGUGGAACCAUAAGCGAAACUUACGCUAAGAUGUUGAAUGCCAUGUGCGGUUGGUCAAACCACAGGAAUGAUGGACAUAAAAGCGAAAGUGAUAACUUACUUUUGCCUACAAUCAUGCAGCAAUAUCCGAAGUUUGAAGGCAAAGAACGAGUUUUAUUUCUCUGCGGUAAAACUGCAUUUGAUAUUUUACGUUCUGGUUCAUUACGUAACAUAUUGAAUCGACAAAACCUUUUGAAGACUGGAUUAUCAAACAUUGAUGUCAAUGAGCUUACACAAUUUGGCAUAUUAAAUGAAAUCAACUGUUUCAACACGACAGAGAAAGAUAAACACUAUGCCUUUGCUCACAUGUCUUUUCUUGAGUUCUUUGCCGCUGUUUAUGUCACUACAAAUGAUACCAAGACAAAACCAAAUUCUUUUCAAGAAAAAGAAGAUGAUAGAAAUCAGAAGGUUUUAGAUACCCUCUUUGGUACAUGUGCAUCAGCUAGUGACAUAUUACAAUUAUCUAAUGUGAUUAAAAUGGUUUGUGGAUUGUCCCCUGUCCUUACUGGUGAUUUGUCAAAGCUGAUCUCAUGCAUUAUGAAUAAGGACGAACACAUUUUGCAUCUUAGAAAGAAUGGAUCUAAAGAGAUAAGUGGAAAAGAUGAGAUAACUUUGAUACAACGCCUGAUAACGAUAGAUUGUCUAAAAGAGUGUGGCUUUGAUAACAACACAAUGGUCAGUGUGAGCGACCUAUUUGUUGGUUUUUCGGAACCUGUUCUACCGUUACAAAGUAUCAACCCAGAUGACGUGAUUUCUCUGACUUUUGACUAUAUCGAUGAUAGAGAUAUCAACGCGUACUGGAAAUAUAUCGCGGAAUAUCUCAGACAGUGCAAACAGCUGCAAUACAUGCAUAUUAGAUAUUCUUCUUUGAAACAUAUUAAGGUGUUAUUAUCGCAUCAACUACCCAUAAAACACCUCGCAUUGUAUAACGCACCCUUCAAUGGGUUCGCUUGUGAUAUCAACCUAUCUAAGCAAAACAGUAUUCAAACACUGGAGCUGUCAAGUUCAAAAUUGAAAAUUUCUGAGUUAAGCAUUGAACAACUUGAACAAGUACACAUUCAAAGUUGCUGGUAUAUAUUUGAUAUUAAACGUUUAUCAAAUGCAGGAAAACUAAAAUGA
Molecule: messenger RNA, 1400 nt
Organism: Ruditapes philippinarum (Manila clam)
Lineage: Eukaryota; Metazoa; Mollusca; Bivalvia; Venerida; Veneridae
Source: RefSeq, a predicted model, not a curated record